AAAAAAAAUGACAAGAGAUUGUUUUUUUGGGAAAGAGGGUUGGAUUUCAGACACCCCUUCCGUGUUGGUAGAGCUGCAGGUGGUAAAUUCCACGUCAUUUUCGUCAGUGUGCUAAUAUUGCCAACUUUCAGGUUGCACCCAGGUCACUCUCAGGGCUAUAUAAACCAAACUUCAAGACUGCGUGUAUUCACAUGUGCUGCAGUUUGCCUUAACCGAAGAAGCCAAUAAUUAUCAAGAAAAAGAUGUCAACCGUCGAUUCAGACGAUGCAUUCGAUUUUCUCUUUAAAAUAGUUUUGAUCGGGGAUGCCGGUGUGGGGAAAACUUGCGUGGUUCAGCGGUUUAAGUCUGGGAUUUUUGUGGAAAGACAAGGCAGUACCAUUGGAGUCGAUUUCACGAUGAAAACCAUGGAUAUUCAAGGAAAACGAGUUAAGUUGCAGAUCUGGGACACCGCAGGGCAGGAGAGGUUCCGCACCAUCACACAGAGCUAUUACCGCAGCGCUAAUGGAGCCAUCAUAGCCUACGACAUCAGCAAGAAGGGGACCUUCGCUUCCGUGCCACGGUGGAUUGAAGACGUCAAGAAGUAUGCAGGUUCCAACAUUGUGCAGCUUUUAAUCGGUAACAAAUCGGACUUGACUGAGCUCCGGGAAGUUCCGUUCGAGGAGGCCCAGGCCCUGGCCAGCCAGUUUGACGUCUUCGAUACCGUGGAGACCUCGGCCAAGGACUGCAGCAAUGUGGAGGAGGCCUUUGCUAAAGUGGCCUCUGAGCUCAUGCUAAGGCACGGGGGCCCCAUGUUCAAUGAGAACGUGACCGACAGCAUAAAGCUGAACAGCAAGGACGUGGGGGAAAGCUGGGGCUGUGGGUGUUGACAUCCACGCUGGACGGAGACGUUCUGGGUUUUCUCAGAGGUGACUGACUGUGCAAUGGUUAAUCUCUUUUCUCUUGGAGCCAGUUUUGGAGAUAAUUAUUUGAUUCAGUAGUAGUAUUUUUCCCUGUGACAGAUAUACAUAAGAUGGUCACACUGUGAAGCAAACAAAGGGAAAGCGAACUGGAAUAGUAGAACUGUUUUUAAGGCCAUCUUAAGUUUUAUAUUUUCAUUUGAUCACCCUUUAUCCCCUAUAGGUGAUUUUAAGAACUGGUUGGCUAUCACUUGUAACAGCUGUACAAUGCUGCCCAAUUGUUGACACUGAUUAGCAAUGUGGUUAGAAGCUUACAGUACCUGAUUUUAUCAUUCCACAUUUUGAAUGGACAGCACCUUGCUACCACUGACCAAUACUUUUUGUGAUAUUAUUCGUAGAUUUUAAUAAUGUUUCAGCUAUUUAAAUGGCAAUGUGUGUAUAUACACAAAAUUGAGAAUUAUGCAUUUUUUCUUUUAAAAAUCUGAAAAAAAAAUUAUUGCAUGCUCGUACAAAAAUAUCAUCCGUUUCGCAUGACUUUUUCCAACUAAUUUCUGCGAGACAGGACUGAAUUACUUGAACUGUGAAAAGUGCUUAUCAAUAUUUUACUGUGCUGCCAUGGAAACAAAACUCAAGGUUGUAAAUAGUGUCUGGUUGCAAAAAAUAAAUAAAAAUAACUUUCUUUGGCAACCCAUUUUUUUCUAUACAGAUUCAGCACCCUGCUUUUAAUGUACUAUUCACUCCUGUGUUGUGAUGGGAAUUGAUUUUGUUGCUUGCUGCACAGGACUGUGGAGUGAAGAAAUGCUCAGGAGCGAGUUUACCGGGUGUACACUAGUUUAAAUAGUGGCAUAGUCAUGUCUUUAUAUAGUGAUAAUAAUAGAACGGUAUGUAUGGAUGAUAUGGUUAAUACAACUGUUUGGCCUCUUCUGAAUCCCGACGAGGAUAUGCUUUUGCAGUGGGAGACAUCUCUGGGAGAUCUGAGGUAUCUAGUAUACAUUUCUUGGGAGCUUUCUAUUCACUUAGUAUAAUCUAAAGCAGUAGCAGUUAUGAUUUUCAGUGGGAAGAACCGUAUCUCUUUCUUCCUGAUUUGAAAGACUGGAUUUGUAUGAUUUUAUUAUGCUGAGCUCUUGGGGGUGUUGUCUGUGGUGUGCUGUAUUUCAUUUGCUUUCCUCCUGGAGGCGAGAGUAUGACUUCAGUGAUGAUGUCACGCACGUUCCUCAUUGGCCAGUCUGUAGCCAAGAAAGGGCAAUGCAUCUCCAAGCCAGUCCUUGGUUGCUGAACACUUACUUGAAAGAAGCAGAAAACAGGGGGAACACAAUGUUAUAUGUAUGCACAGAUAAUAAUUAAAGGUUAUGUGAAUAUUUGUAUCUUAAAUUAGUGUAUUAAAUAUGAUUUAUAACCAAAGAGAACUGAGAAUAGCUGACUGCAGGUAAUACUCUAGAUGGACCUUGUAUCUGUUAAAAAAAACCCCAAAAAAUAAAGAAAAAAAUACUGUAGCAAUGUGCAAAAGCAAAUGCUGUACUUGGGACCAAUUUAACCCAUUAAGUGCCACUGUCCUCAUUUGAGGGCAGGCUACUUUGUAAUUUUUUUGGAGCUUUGUUAACUGGCAUCUAUCUUUUUUUUUUUUUUCAUUUUCUCUUUAACUAUAUUGUUAUGAUAACUUACUCUAAUUGUGUUAACCGCAAAAGUUAAGUCUAAAUGUAAUGUAUCAAAUUGCACAAAUACAGCUUGUGUUCUGUUAAUUUUUUCUUUUGGGAAAA
Messenger RNA from Acipenser ruthenus (sterlet), 2653 nucleotides. RefSeq names its product ras-related protein Rab-43-like. NCBI's taxonomy places the organism in Eukaryota, Metazoa, Chordata, Actinopteri, Acipenseriformes, Acipenseridae. Gene Ontology annotation, cellular component: trans-Golgi network. Gene Ontology annotation, molecular function: GTPase activity; GTP binding. The transcript is spliced from 3 exons. The coding region runs from base 243 to 866 and encodes 207 amino acids. The record is from RefSeq and is a predicted model, not a curated record.